Aspergillus pseudotamarii is the source of this 1134-nucleotide messenger RNA. RefSeq names its product agmatinase. The transcript has 6 exons. The record is from RefSeq and is a predicted model, not a curated record. Bases 1 to 1134 code for a protein of 377 amino acids. NCBI's taxonomy places the organism in Eukaryota, Fungi, Ascomycota, Eurotiomycetes, Eurotiales, Aspergillaceae. Gene Ontology annotation, molecular function: metal ion binding; agmatinase activity.
AUGUUUGCAUACGGCCUGCUUCCUCUCAUUGUAUCCACAUCUGCCGUUGCGAGGGAGAUCGUCUUCCCUCCCAUCGCAGCAAUUCAAGGUUCCGGACAAUUUCCGCUCGGCAAAGAUGAUACCGUUGAUAUUGUUACAGGUAGUCAGUUCUCAGGACUGACUACGUUCGCACAUUUACCUUACGUAAACUGUUUGGUGGAUGACCAGGCACAUUCCACACCUUAUGACAUUGCAAUCUUGGGUGCCCCAUUCGACACUGGUGUUACCGCUCGUCCUGGAGCCAGAUAUGGGCCAGGCGGUAUUCGUCUCGGCUCUCGGCGAUUACAAGGAUGGAACAUCUACACGGGUGUCAAUGUCUUCCAAAGCUGGGCGAAGAUGGUGGACUGUGGGGACGCGCCACUGACCUGGUUGGAUAAUACAGUUGCGUUGAAGCAGCUCGAUUUAGCACACGAGGUUAUAUCAUCGCGUCCUACGAAUAGUACAGAUCUGGGCCGUACUCCUCGUAUUCUUACUCUCGGCGGAGACCACACAACAACAUUGUCGGCACUGAGGUCGACGUAUGACAAGUGGGGUCCUGUUUCGGUUAUUCAUUUUGAUAGCCAUCUCGACACUUGGGACCCUGAGGUACUAGCCCAUGAAGAGGUUAGUCACCAUCCGAGCACCAAGGGAUUGAUUAAGCAAUACACUAACCACGCCCAGGGCCUUAUCCGCAAUACAUCUUUACACGUUGGUAUCCGUGCCCCUGUCAUCCGCCCAAAGGGCGAUAUCCGAAACGAUAUCCGAUGCGGAUUCAAAAUCAUCAAAGCUCGUGACUUAGAUCGGGUCGGGAUAGAUGGUAUCGUCGAACAGAUCAAGUCCCGGGUUGGCGAUAGCAAGGUGUAUAUUUCUGUGGAUAUUGAUGUUUUAGAUCCAGCCUACGCACCUGCAACCGGAACUGCAGAGCCAGGCGGUCUUACUACCCGCGAGCUUCUUUCCAUCCUAGAUGCUCUACACGGAUUGCCUAUGAUCGGCGCCGACGUUGUCGAAGUUGCGCCGAUAUACGAUACAACAGCCGAGACUACGACUUUGGCUGCUGCCGAGGUGGCUCAUUCGCUGCUUUAUCUGAUGGUGGAAACACCGGUGAAUGAUAACUAG